UGCAGAGUUGGGUAAUUGAUGUCCACACCCUCCUCUUUCUCUUAUCUUCUCUUUCUGAUCUUCAUCUUUCUCAUCACUAAUCAUUUUCCCCUCUCUUUUUUUCUUCUCUCACUAUCAAAAUUCUCUUAUAUACAACAACCCCACUUUAGAUCUGUUUUUAUUUUGAGUUGAGAUGAUGUAGAUUUUUAUUUUCAUUUUUUUGUAAUAGUCAAAAUCCAAAAAAUAAUAAUAAUCAUAAUAUACGAAGAGAAAAGAAAAAGUGUGUAGGUGGGAGGAGGGUAGUUGAAAAGUGAAAUUAAGAUGGAAUUUGAUGAAGAGCAAGAACAGGAAAUUGGUGUUGCAGGAGCAGAAAAUUACCAAACGGGUAACAAUACUGGAAGAGAAGAAGGGGUUUCCACUACUAGUAUUGUCAGAAAAAGUAAUGUUAGGUAUAGAGAGUGUUUGAAGAAUCACGCGGUCGGCAUAGGUGGCCACGCCCUUGAUGGAUGUGGCGAAUUUAUGCCGGCCGGUGAAGAAGGUACUAUGGAUGCGCUUAAAUGUGCGGCUUGCAAUUGCCACCGAAAUUUCCACCGUAAGGAAGCAGAAGGUGAGGUGUUCCAUCAUACCCCACCACCCCACCUCACGCAUCACCAUCAUCAUCACCCCCAAUUUUCACCUUUUUCUUCGUAUCGAACCACCCAUCACCCGUCUGGGUACUUACACGUUAACCCACCUCUACAUCAGCGCCCUUUGGCCCUGCCAUCUACUUCUAGGGACGACGAAGAUAUGUCGAAUCCUAGUAGUAGCGGUGGAGGUGGGGGUGGGGGGAGUGGUGGGCUAGGUGAUUCAAGAAAGAGGUUUAGGACAAAGUUCACCGGAGACCAAAAGGAUAAAAUGUUGGCAUUUGCGGAAAGAUUGGGGUGGCGUAUGCAAAAGCAAGAUGAGGCAUUAGUGCAGCAGUUUUGUGCAGAGACAAAUGUCAAGCGACAUGUUUUCAAAGUUUGGAUGCACAACAACAAGCACACUCUUGGUAAAAAACCCUAAACAAGUAAUUUAAAAUUUUUUCUUCACUAUGCUUAAGUUUUUCUUUUUAACCUUUUUAUAGGGUAAAAAGAAAUUAAAGCAUAUUUCUAUUUGAUGGAACUAGCUAGGAGGAAAAUUUGGAAGAGGGCAGCUAGUUUAAUUAAUUAGAUCAUCAUUAAGCCAAGGAUUUGUUGUACGAGAUCAGUAUUAUUAUCAAAUUUAACAUUUUGAUGAGUAACUUGUUUAGGAUUCCUAGCUACUAGCUAAACAUUGUUAGUCAGUCACCUUUGGUGCUUUCUUUAUUUGUCCAUUGGAAAUUCCAUCUGAUUUUUUUUUACGUGUAAUUGGAUAUCUUAUGUGCAAUGAUGAGUUUGAUCUUUGCUUAUUAUGCACCUUUGAGUGUUGCUUAA
Molecule: messenger RNA, 1412 nt
Organism: Solanum dulcamara
Lineage: Eukaryota; Viridiplantae; Streptophyta; Magnoliopsida; Solanales; Solanaceae
Product: zinc-finger homeodomain protein 2-like
Exons: 2
Coding region: 301-1023 (240 amino acids)
Biological process (GO): regulation of developmental process; regulation of DNA-templated transcription
Cellular component (GO): nucleus
Molecular function (GO): transcription cis-regulatory region binding; DNA-binding transcription factor activity
Source: RefSeq, a predicted model, not a curated record